This is a messenger RNA of Fomitopsis serialis, 2553 nucleotides long. RefSeq lists its product as uncharacterized. Bases 19 to 2382 code for a protein of 787 amino acids. Gene Ontology annotation, biological process: protein phosphorylation. The transcript is spliced from 9 exons. Gene Ontology annotation, molecular function: protein kinase activity. NCBI's taxonomy places the organism in Eukaryota, Fungi, Basidiomycota, Agaricomycetes, Polyporales, Fomitopsidaceae. The record is from RefSeq and is a predicted model, not a curated record.
UCUCCGCCUUCGCCCGGCAUGCAGGGUACACCGAGCAAAAAGAAAUCCAUACUGGGCCAAAUCAGCCUCUUCGACAGGACUCUCCCAGAAUUCUUCCAACGCUACGUCCCCUGCGAAUCGCCUUUCCCCGGGACCCUAGCAGGAAUGAGGAAGCUCGUGCGGGACUUUCAGCCUCGACGCAAACCCAAGUUCGCCGACGGCAGUAGAUGUCCUAUUCUAUUUCCGUUCAAGGCAUGGGAGGACGAGCACAACUACACUAUGCCGGACAUCUUAUGUCGUUUCCCGGACAACGGAGCAAGGCUCAAGUUGGGCGGGGCAUGGAAAGACAUCUCUAUGGUGUUCGAGAUCAAACCUACAAGCGGCGAAGAUCCGAUUGGCAAGUACGGCGUGAAACCUAGCAAAAGGGAGACGGGCACACUCACGCAGCUUGCGAAGAGCGCGCGGAACCUCCUGUUGACACACGGGAUGCUCUUUGUGUUCGUCGUCGGAAUCUACGGCGACAUCGCUCGGAUAUACCGCGUUGACCAUGCGGCGUGCGUCGUCUCACGAUCAUUCGACAUCAAGGAGACGCCAUGGCCUCUCCAUGAACUGCUCUGGCGUUUCUGUCACUACCAAGCCCCGGAGAGAGGCGUAGCCGGCGCACCUCUCACCUUUAUGCUUCUCGGCGCGGAUCCGUCGGUUCAGCGAGCUACCGAAGGCGACGUCAAGCUUGCUGAAGAAAUGUGCGCGAAAGUGGGUAUAGAAUCCCUCACGGAGACGGACAAGCAGGCGUGCCGAUGGAUCACAAUACCGAGAUACUCCGAGGAUGGGACGGAGGCAGGGGCGACAAGGUACCUGAUCUAUCGCAUCCGUUCUCUCAAUCCGCGGCUCUUCUCGCGCGCGACCAUCGUGUGGGAUGCGCUUGAAGAGGGGACGUGGGAGCCUUGCGCAAUCAAGGACGCGUGGAGACAACUUGCGCGCGAUCGCGAGGACGUAUUAUACGAUGAAAUCCGUGGAGCGUUUCAAUCGCGGUCAUGGCGCGAGUUGUUCGAGGAUUACGUCUUCAUGCACCGUAACGAUGGGCCUGAGGAGAAACCAUCAAUUCCGACCGGACCCUUUCAGGUAGACGACCAAGGUUGCCCUAUGCUCCCACCAGAGAUAGAAGAGAUGCUAGUUGACGCGCAGCUUGACCCUACGGUUGCAGAGCUAUACGGCCUGCCGGAGACCUCGUAUAGCGAUGACCUUGGGGCACGCGAGGCGAACCAAUCCCUGCGUCCGGACUCGGGCGACAUUGCCGGUGCCCGUGACGGUCUCAAUCCUGUCGCAAACAGUACUGAUCAACCACCCAUGUACGGCCAUCGCACCAUUUGCGGUCAGUUGCGAGACCCGCAGAAGGCGGAAUACGAUGAACGGAGUCACAUGCGGCUGAUAAUGAAGACGACGACGAGGGAGCUCAUCCGGGCUUUCCGGGAUGCUAUCAUUGGACAUAGGCAGGCAUACUUAGCUGGUGUCAUUCAUCGAGACGUCAGCGAAGGCAACGUGAUGCUUUGCGAUACAUGGAUCAUCUUCUUCGCUGGCUUCCUCCUCGAUUUCGACUACAGCUUUGACUGGAAGGCCGCGCUUAGGCAUGCGGGGAUGCCGGUCAACGAGGCAAACUGGAAGAUGUUUGUAAAGCAGUACAACGAAAGUCUGGCUCAACCUGGGCGACCUGGACCGCCUGAACAGAAGAUCCCCGUCCUAGGCCCCCAUAAUACGAACGCUUCACCGCACGCCCAGGCCGCUCGGGAGCAGUGGGAGGCGAGGAUGAAAAUGAAGGAGAGGACGGGCACGCUAUACUUCAUGGCCAUUGAAAUCCUGGAGACAUUUCGCGCGCACGAUGUUCGCCACGAUCUGGAGUCGUUCUUCUGGCUCUUGCUGUGGAUCGUUCUUCGAUACACCGACAAUACCGAUUGUUACACCGCUUACCUCACGCUUUUCGAUGCACAAACCGGAAGAAAGAGCGCGGCAGGCAAGAGACAGUUCCUCACGACCCCGACGGAAUUCGAGGUCAAAGAUAACGAGCCACUGACGACUCUCAUCCACGACUUCAAGACUUAUGCUCGACAACCCACAGUUCCUCUCACUUACGAGAGCGUAUUGGCAGUCUUCGACAAGGCGCUUGCGAAUCCGUCUUGGCCGAAGAACGACGCUGCGCUACCCGGGCAAGAUGGCUCUGCAGGAUCGCGUCAGGACAAGAAACGCUCGAGGUCGGACGUUGACGACAUGGAACGCAUUGAAGAGCAGCAUGUGGACAACGACGAUCCAUUCGGAAUGCAUGAACCUGCUGCCAAGAGGCCGCAGAUCGCCUGUCCGGGCCUCAGUCCUCUGCGAUUCGAGCUCGGGGAAGCUGGACCGAGUCAUUAGGUCGUGGGGUGGAAUCGUGACUGCGAAUGCCGUGACUUGGUGUACGAGUAUUCUCUCAGGACUGUCCGUUGUACUAUCGAAUUCCGCUGUUGAUAUUUAUUCGUGUACUCUCGAACGUCUGCUCUGCAAUGUGAUCUCCGUUAUAUUUAACAUCGCGGCAGUUGCUCACGC